Zerene cesonia (dogface butterfly) is the source of this 1737-nucleotide messenger RNA. RefSeq lists its product as uncharacterized. Lineage: Eukaryota; Metazoa; Arthropoda; Insecta; Lepidoptera; Pieridae. The coding region runs from base 4 to 1737 and encodes 577 amino acids. The transcript has a single exon. The record is from RefSeq and is a predicted model, not a curated record.
GCAAUGGCAAAUGAAAAGUUUCAGACACGUCUGGAAACGAUUGUGGCGGCUAAACGAGGAACCUUUGCGACCUGUAACUUUACUUAUGACGGGAAAAGGGACUGUGAUAAAGUAGAUGCUUUCCUAGCUGCAGCCACAGUAUAUAAAACAGCCGAGAAGAUGAGUGACUUAGAUGCGCUCCAAGGUCUCCCACUACUGCUUCGGGGGGAGGCGGCAGAAUGGUGGCAAGCCGUUAAACAUGGUGUUUCAAAAUGGGAGGAUUUUAGCAACAAACUGCGUCAUACGUUUGUACCUAGCCCACCAGCGUUCAUGAUAUAUCACCAAAUUACCCACGAAAUCCAGGACGCUACUACCACCACCGAGGCAUUUAUCUCCAGGAAAAGGGAACUAUUUUCCUUGCUCCCUCCACCAGCACUCACUGAAACACAACAGAUUGAUCUAAUCUUUGCACUCAUACGUCUGGACAUAAGGAACCGCAUGCCGCGAAACUCUGUAACUACAUUUAAAACACUUUUACAAAAAGCACGAGUAAUCGAGGAAACCCUACACCAAUAUGUACACGGUUUACAACCCAUGGAGUCUACUAAAAGUAUAGCUCAAGGUCGUAAAGGCAAGCUGAGAUGCAGUUUUUGCAAAAACCUAGGCCAUUCAGUAGAAGUCUGCCGAAAGAAAAAACGAGCUAAGAGAACAGUUACCACCCAAAUAAAAGAUGUUGCAGAGCGUCAAACACAGGCACCGUCCCCGUCACUACCAAAAUUCUCCUGCUUUGGUUGUGGCGCACCUGGCGUAUUCAGGAGCAAUUGCAGCUCGUGUAAAAGAAAGUCACCGGGUAUAAAUAGGGAAAGCCCCAGUUAUUGCGCGACCAAUUUCUGGAAUAAUGCACGAUCACGUCCUGUAGUAUUUAUUGACGUCGAAGAUAUUAAGUGUACCGCUUAUAUUGACACAUCUGCCAAGAUGAAUGUGGCAUCGAUCUCGCUGUACCUUGCACUAGAGAAGCAUGGAUGUGUUUUUGACGAACAAACAGUAGACUUGACAUUAGAUGACAGCGUAGAGAAGAGGCAAAAUGUGUUAGUCUGCAAAACCACGGUACACUUGAUGGAGAGGAAGAUACCAACUACAUUUAUUGUGUUACCUGAAGCGAAAGAAAAUCGUACUCUCCUGGGCGUGGAUUUUCUUCAGAAUGCAGGCAUCGUUAUAAACCUGCCGCAGUACACAUGGCACUUUAUUGAUGAGCCUGAGGAGCAGCACACAUUGUAUUCGGAAGAGUUUGCUGUCUUUGAAGCUAGCAUACUCAAAGAAAUGGAGUUACCAAGUCCUGUUAGUGACCUAAGUAUAGAUAGCGAUGAAUCGAAUAUUGAAACAGUAAUACCAACACCUCCGUCAACACCACCAGCAAAGAUGCUGAAGAAUACAGCAGCUCAGUCGCCUGAGAAAAUAGAGUACAAACUGGUGCCCAUAGAUCCGAGUACUCCUACACCAAAGAAAAGGUCUCGCUUGUUUGAUGGUUACUCCCCAAGGUUUACAGACUUCAUGAUGAGAGAUGCUCAAAUAAAUGUCCAUCGGAAAGACGUCGACUUAUCUCCAUAUAGCGCAACUCUCUUUGAUCCAAAUAGCUGGGAUUUUAGCAUUAACUCAAUCAACGUGGCGGCUCAUAUUACAAAUUCCCAGAAACAGAGGUUAGAUAAGCUAACUGAGCGAAGCAAGGAUUUGUUCAACACUACCUGCCUACAACACUAA